GAUAAGAGGUCCGAGCAUCGCAUCCACACCCAGAUAAGCGUGGAGGCCUUCAGACUGCUGGGGAGAACCUGAGCCAGCCCCGCUCCCUGCUGAGCGGUCAGGACAAUGUGGGCCCGCUCCUCCGGGGCUCCCCGCUGCACCUGGUGACAUACCACAACAGCCCGGCUGCCCCUCUUUAGGGCCCAAGAUGUCCCCUGGGGCCUUCUGGGUGGCCCUGCUCAUGCUGUUCCUGCUGGUCUGUCCUACACACCAGAAGCCGCUGCAGGAUUGGGUCCAGCCAUCCCCCGGGGGAAACGCCCGCAGCUCACUAGGCUUGUCUGGAGGUGGAGACGAGGGUGUCUUUGACUUGAAGAUGUUCCUGGAGAACAUGAAGGUGGACUUCCUGCGCAGCCUUAACUUGAGCGGUAUCCCCUCCCAGGACAAAACCAGAGUGGAGCCACCCCAGUACAUGAUCGACCUGUACAACAGGUACACGACCGACAAGUCAUCCACUCCGGCCUCCAACAUCGUUAGGAGCUUCAGUGUGGAAGAUGCUAUCUCAACAGCUGCCACAGAGGACUUCCCCUUCCAGAAACACAUUCUGCUCUUCAACAUCUCCAUCCCUCGGCACGAGCAGAUCACCAGGGCUGAGCUCCGGCUCUAUGUCUCCUGCCAAAAUCACGUGGACUCCACUCGUGGGCUGGAAGGAAACAUGGUUGUCUACGAUGUUCUGGAUGGAGAUGACACUUGGGAUGGUGCCUCGGGGACCAGGACCUUCUUGGUAUCUCAGGACAUUCAAGAUGAAGGCUGGGAGACCUUGGAAGUAUCGAGUGCUGUGAAGAGAUGGGUCAGGGCAGACUCCGCCACAAACAAGAAUAAGUUAGAAGUCACAGUGGAGAGCCAUAGGAAGGGCUGUGACACACUGGACAUCAGCGUCCCACCAGGUUCCAAAAACCUGCCCUUCUUCGUCGUCUUCUCCAAUGACCGCAGCAACGGGACCAAAGAGACCAGGCUGGAGCUGAAGGAGAUGAUCGGCCAUGAGCAGGAGACGGUGCUUGUGAAGACAUCUAAGAGUGGUUACCAGGAAGCAGGCGAGAGCCAUGAGGACGAGGAAGUCGAUGGGCACACAGCUGUGGGCCCUUUCUUAGCGAGAAGGAAGAGGAGCACUGGGGCCAGCAGCCACUGCCAGAGGACAUCACUCAGGGUGAACUUUGAGGACAUUGGCUGGGACAGUUGGAUCAUUGCACCCAAGGAAUAUGACGCCUACGAGUGUAAAGGAGGCUGCUUCUUCCCACUGGCUGAUGAUGUGACGCCCACUAAGCAUGCUAUUGUGCAGACCCUGGUGCAUCUCAAGUUCCCCACGAAGGUGGGCAAAGCCUGCUGUGUUCCCACCAAACUGAGUCCCAUCUCCAUCCUCUACAAGGAUGAUAUGGGAGUGCCAACCCUCAAGUACCACUAUGAGGGAAUGAGUGUGGCAGAGUGUGGGUGCAGGUAGUCCCUGCAGCCACUUGGGGUGGGGAUGAAGGACGGGGAAGAGGUCCUGAUAGGGUACUGCACCACCCCUCCCCCCGGGCACAACAGGAGCUAAGAUGUUCUGAAACCAUCCUGGAGAAGGAAAAGAAUCACUCACCCUUCUUGUCUCCAGUGGCUUGUCUCCUCUUGUCUCCUCUGCUGAAUUGACAUUAACUGGGGUAUACGGUUAUGUGGGCAGAAUAGGAGAUCCUGGAAGGGUUAGUGCGUAGAAAGGAAAUAAUGAAAAAGAAAUGGGAGAAAGGGGGUGGGGGAAUAACAGAAAAGUAAGCAGAAAACAUCAGAAGAUGCAAGUGAUGUAUAUGGAGUCUUGAAAAUUCUAGGGUCCAGGAAGACGAGACACGAAGGAAGGAAAGGAAGAGGUAGGCUCCAUCCCUCAUUUCACGUUAUUUUUCACACCCCACUGAGAUGUGCACUGUGACCUCUGAUUGUCAGUUGUAGGGAUCAAAACUCAGCAAGCAAGUUAUGAUAACUCAGUGGUAGGAGUCUUCCCUGAGUGUAGGGGCCCUAAAGCCUGGGACCUUCCGAAGCACCCCAUGCAGUUUAAUAGGUUACUGGGUACUGAAGGAGUCAUUAGAUGUGGAAGGCCCAGCAUGAGGCCAGGCAGGGCUGAGCCAGGUCCAUACCCACAGCUUGCUGAGUCCCAGUAUGAAAUGCCUGCUCAACGCCCAUGCUCACUCUGUGAUGUCUGACCAAACCCCACCCCUGAGUAAAUAUCCCCAAGCAAGCACAGAUUGGAGAGGCAGUUCAGGACCUCCCCUCUGACGCUCGCUGUGAUCUGAGCUGCUUUGACUACUAGGGCAGUUCUCCUGUGUUUCAGGGGUCAUGUAAGAUCUCUUACAAUCCUUUAUUCCAAUCCUGUGACUGUCAGGAGGGACCGCCUAUGACUUGGGCCUCUGAAAUGGUCUACUUUGGACAGCAGCCCAGGCAGGAACAUCUCCUGCCUGAGGACUCCACACAGGACAAGGCAGGGUUCAGAUCUGUUGGGACCAAAUGUGCUAUUGGUUAACUAUUUGAAGCUUGCCUAUUUGUCUUCCUUGGUGACCUGCAUUCAAAUGAUGUCUUACUGGGUGAGGUUUCCUGGCGUCUGAAGACAGCCCUGUUGUUCAUCCACUGCCACUGACUCUGCCAACAGCUGCCAGCUUCCUUGAGUACUGUGUCCUCCAAGUGUUUCCAUCCCUGUUCUCAGCCUCUCACCUGACUCUCCUGGUGGCUCAAAGGACAGGAUGGGGUGAGGAAGAGCCUGAUGCCCUCGGCCAGGCAGGGCCCAGAGGGACUUGGGGAGAUCUGGACCACUCUCAUUGAUUGAUGUUGCCACAUAAUUUAAAACAAUGGUCUGCAAUAAAUGUUUCCAUGGAAUCAAUGAACGGCUUUAAUACAAAUUACAAUUAAGUAUUAUUGGUAGAGUUGAAGAAAAGAUACAUUCCUGAGACAUGCCAGGCAGCUUGGCAUGGCAGCGUUAUUUCCAGAUGGUGGUGGGUAGUGAUGUUCUUCUCUGGGUCCUAGUGAUGGUUCGCUGUGCAUGAGAAAAAAAAUUACUUAGAAAUCAAGUC
This is a messenger RNA of Myodes glareolus (Bank vole), 3062 nucleotides long. It is a transcript of the gene Gdf2, whose product is annotated as growth differentiation factor 2. NCBI's taxonomy places the organism in Eukaryota, Metazoa, Chordata, Mammalia, Rodentia, Cricetidae. Gene Ontology annotation, molecular function: growth factor activity; cytokine activity. The record is from RefSeq and is a predicted model, not a curated record. Gene Ontology annotation, cellular component: extracellular region. Gene Ontology annotation, biological process: BMP signaling pathway.